AUUUCACUAAGUCUCCAUCAUGAACUACCUGCGUCGACGACUCUCGGACAGCAAUUUCAUGUCCAACCUGCCUAAUGGCUACAUGACCGAUCUCCAACGCCCCGACCCGCCGCAGCAAAGCCCCGCAGUGUCGCCAGGGCCGUCGGAGAGGCGCCAGUCCACCAGCCAGCAGCAGCCUAUAGGUGGAGGCUCCGGCUUCUUCUCGUCCAUAUCAAAUGCUGUCAAACAGACCACAGCUGCGGCGGCUGCGACCUUAUCCGAGGCAGCGGACCGGGCAGGAGUCUCCAGCAGUGCCAAGAUCCUCCUGGUUAUCGACGACCAGCAGACCGACUGGGUGAAGGUCUUCAGAGGAAGAAAGGUCCACGGUGAAUUUGACAUCAAAGUAGAACAGGCAGAGUUCUCCGAAAUCAACCUGGUGGCCAAUUCCAUAGGCACCUACAAUGUGGACAUUGAUGCGAUCAGGAAUGGGCACAAGGUUACUAAGUCAUUUAAGCCAGACUUUGUGCUGAUCAGACAGCAUGCCUUCAGCAUGGACAAAAAUGGAGACCACCGGAACAUGGUGAUUGGAUUGCAGUAUGCUGGACUGCCAAGUGUUAAUUCUUUGCACUCGGUCUACAAUUUCUGUGACAAACCAUGGGUGUUUGCGCAGAUGUCUAGACUCCACAAGCAAGUGGGCCCAGAGGAGUUCCCACUGAUAGAGCAGGUUUACUAUCCAAACCACAAGGAGAUGAUCACCUCUCCUCGGUUCCCUGUAGUGAUAAAGAUGGGCCAUGCUCACUCAGGAAUGGGAAAGGUGAAAGUGGACAAUCAAUACGAUUUUCAAGAUAUUGCCAGUGUUGUGGCACUGACCAAGACUUAUGCUACUUCUGAGCCCUUCAUUGAUGCAAAGUAUGAUGUCCGCAUCCAGAAGAUUGGGGACAAUUACAAAGCUUACAUGAGAACAUCAAUUUCUGGCAACUGGAAAACCAACACUGGCUCAUCUAUGCUUGAACAGGUGGCCAUGUCAGACAAAUACAGGCUGUGGGUGGACUCUUGUGCUGACAUCUUUGGGGGGCUGGAUAUCUGUGCUGUGGAGGCUCUACACGGUAAAGAUGGCAAAGACUACAUUAUCGAGGUUGAUGACUGUUCAAUGCCACUGAUUGGGGACCAGCAGGAGGAGGAUCGUGUUCAGAUUGCAGAGCUGGUGGUGUGUAAGAUGAACCAGGCUGUUCCUCGCACUUCAAGCCCAUCCACAGUCCGUGCCACUGCAGGACAGCCAGCACAGAAAGCAGUGUCUCCUCAGCCUGUCUCACAGCCCAGAGUACCACAGGCUCUACAGCGCCCCUCUCCUCAGGGGGGUCCUCAGCAUAGUCCCCCAUCUCAGCAGCGCCCACAGCCUCAAGGCCAACCUCCUGCCCAGGCACAGCAAUCUGCUGCCAGCCCUGCUACCGGUGACCCCAGUGCCCAGGCUAAGGCUAGCCAAGGACCUGCAGCCCAGCCUCGGCCACCAAGUCAGGGAACUCCUCAAGGCCAGAGACCUCCCUCUGGUCAGGGCUCUCCUCAACGAAGCCAGGGAGGUUCACCUCAAGCUCAGAGGCAACAGUCUGUCACUCAGCAGCAGCAGAAACCAUCUGCAGGCCCGAAACCUCCAGCAGGCCAACCACAGCAGCAGAGGCCAGCCCAGCCCCCUAGGCAGCAAUCACAGGGGGGACCACAGCAACAGAGGCCUCCUGGCCAGCAAGGUCGUCCAGGAGCAGCCACCACCCAGCAGCCCCGUCCUGCUGCUCAAGGCCAUGGGGGCCCAGGGGGACGACCACCGCUGCAGCAAAAGCCUCAGCCCCCAAACAAGCCCAGUCAGGACAACCCGACUAUGGGCAGCUCUCCACAACUAAACAAGUCCCAGUCUCUUACCAAUACCUUCAACAUUCCAGAAACCCCAGCGCCACGAGCCAGCCUUAGCCAGGACGAGGUGAAGGCUGAAACCAUACGCAAUCUACGCAAAUCUUUUGCCAGUCUCUUCUCAGACUGAGACGGCAUAAGCCCCCCUACUCUCCUCCUACUGACAGAAAGAUGGACAGGCAAACUGAAGGGCAAGAUUCCCCCAACUGACAAGGACCAACACAAUGCCGUCUCCAAUUCAUGUACAUUGACCCUGAUAUGACAAUGUGCACACUUGAAACCCACUGCCUAAAUUGUUAAAACCUUUUGAAAUGAACAAAAAAGUAGAAUACACAGUAAAUUUAGGCACUGAUGUCUAAAACAUUCCUUGCCUUGCCUCAAGCUUAAGUAAGUCAUCUACUAUUUGUGUCACACAAACAACACCACGCAAAAGCCUGUAUAUGC
Molecule: messenger RNA, 2322 nt
Organism: Micropterus dolomieu (smallmouth bass)
Lineage: Eukaryota; Metazoa; Chordata; Actinopteri; Centrarchiformes; Centrarchidae
Gene: syn1
Product: synapsin I
Exons: 13
Coding region: 20-2008 (662 amino acids)
Biological process (GO): neurotransmitter secretion
Cellular component (GO): synaptic vesicle membrane; synaptic vesicle
Molecular function (GO): ATP binding
Source: RefSeq, a predicted model, not a curated record